Nanorana parkeri is the source of this 1143-nucleotide messenger RNA. It is a transcript of the gene FOXE1, whose product is annotated as forkhead box E1. Gene Ontology annotation, biological process: cell differentiation; anatomical structure morphogenesis; regulation of transcription by RNA polymerase II. Gene Ontology annotation, molecular function: RNA polymerase II cis-regulatory region sequence-specific DNA binding; DNA-binding transcription factor activity, RNA polymerase II-specific. The record is from RefSeq and is a predicted model, not a curated record. Lineage: Eukaryota; Metazoa; Chordata; Amphibia; Anura; Dicroglossidae. The coding region runs from base 1 to 1143 and encodes 380 amino acids. The transcript has a single exon.
AUGACAGCAGAGAGUCACCAGUCCCCUACCCGAGCCACUGGGGCUGGCACUAACCUACAACAGGCCAAUAAUUUUACAAUACCAGUUGUGAAGGUGGAGAGAGAGCCAGCUCCUGAGGCAAGCGUGACCACUGAACAGAGCGAAACAGAGGAGACUCCAAAGGGAAGGAGAAGGAAAAGACCCCUGCAGAGAGGCAAACCACCCUACAGCUAUAUAGCCCUCAUAGCCAUGGCUAUUGCCCAUUCUUCUGAGAGAAAGCUGACCCUUGGAGGCAUAUACAAAUUCAUCACGGAGAGGUUCCCUUUCUACCGAGAUAACUCCAAGAAGUGGCAGAACUCCAUCAGACACAACCUUACGCUGAAUGACUGUUUCAUAAAAAUCCCUAGGGAGCCAGGCAGACCUGGGAAAGGCAACUACUGGGCUCUGGACCCCAAUGCUGAAGACAUGUUUGACAGUGGAAGCUUCCUAAGAAGAAGGAAGAGGUUCAAAAGAACGGACGUAACCACGUAUCCAGCUUACAUACAUGACACCAGUAUGUUCCCAUCUAUACAAGUCUCCAGACCAUCUUAUCCAAACUCUGUGUAUUCCAACAUGACCAUGAGCCCGACCUAUACCCAGCAGAUAGCUCCCCAUACGUCCGUCUAUUAUCCCUCUUCAUCUCCUGCCUUCAGUUCUGGCCAGUCCAGAGUGUUCAGCAUUAAUACUCUGAUAGGUCACCCCAGUGGUUCGGAGCAUACGCAGCAGACCAGUAGAUCAAUGAGCCCAGAUGCAAACUCCACCACUUCCAGCUCCUGUACUUACGCUAGCACAGGUUACAACAGUCAGGCAGGGGGGAGCUCUAUGCUUCAGAGGUCCACCAACCCAAUGUCAUACUCCUACCCAGUACCCAAUGGCCAUCUGCCAAUCAAUCAGAAUUCAUACACACACAGCAACGCGCAGCUGUUUGGCACGUCUAGCAGAAUACCCAUGCCCACCUCACCUGUGAUGAAUACUGAUAGUAUGGACUUCUAUGGCAGGAUGUCUCCUGGACAGUACACUUCAUUGACUGCCUACAAUAGUAACGGGCAGCUGGCAGGUACAAAUGCCUACCUAAGGCAUGCCACCUACUCAGGGAACAUGGAUAGGUUUGUGCCUGCAGUGUGA